CCGUAGACCUCAAACAUGGACACUCGACUUUCGUAUCCUUUGGCGAUAUUUCUGGUACUCAAUAUUUUGUUCACUAUCCAUGGAGCAAAGAGAAAUGUGGUAGUAGAUUUCACAAAAGUAGAGAUUGACAAUCGACUUCCAAACGUAAUAGCGAUGUAUUCUUGGAUCAAUCGCACGUCUAGCAAUAUUUCGGCUCUCUACAUGAACUUCAAGUUUUCUGAAGAUGUGUAUAAUCUAACGGGAACAUUUAAAUUAAACGUUAAAUUCAAUGAGAAGUUUAUUAAUUACUUCACUCUUGACUUUGACUAUUGCAAAGGUAGAGAAAUGCUAUAUAGCCAAUAUGUGGCACAGAUUUUGGAAAAACAAUUACUCACUGUUUCGAACUACCCAUUGGACUGUCCAUUAAAAAAGAAUUAUGAAUAUUAUGUAAAAGGAUUCACAGUUGAUACGAAUUUAAUUCCUGGUUAUUUUGCGAAAAUUUUUUUUUUAUCAAAUUUAACUUUUUACAGAAAUCUACAAACCGGUAUAAAUAUAGUUAUUACAGGUCAAGUACGAAGCAAAUAA
Messenger RNA from Drosophila sulfurigaster albostrigata, 564 nucleotides. RefSeq lists its product as uncharacterized. The record is from RefSeq and is a predicted model, not a curated record. The transcript has 3 exons. Bases 16 to 564 code for a protein of 182 amino acids. Lineage: Eukaryota; Metazoa; Arthropoda; Insecta; Diptera; Drosophilidae.